Messenger RNA from Sparassis crispa, 498 nucleotides. RefSeq lists its product as hypothetical. The transcript has 2 exons. NCBI's taxonomy places the organism in Eukaryota, Fungi, Basidiomycota, Agaricomycetes, Polyporales, Sparassidaceae. Bases 1 to 498 code for a protein of 165 amino acids. The record is from RefSeq and is a predicted model, not a curated record. Gene Ontology annotation, biological process: nucleoside metabolic process. Gene Ontology annotation, cellular component: cytoplasm. Gene Ontology annotation, molecular function: purine-nucleoside phosphorylase activity.
AUGAUCAUUUCGCGAUCGCAAACAUGGCCCGCCCGCUUAACGCACUCUUCGGACCCCUGGUCUCACUGGACCACCCUCGUUUCCUCCCACUCUCCAACGCGUACUCCCCGGCGCUGCGCAUUCACUGCGCCCCCAGAGAGCGUGUUCGCGGAGGGCACAUACUCGUUGGUCUCCGGGCCAACGUACGAGACGCGUGCGGAGGGCCGCUUCCUGCGCGCUGCGGGCGCCGUCGUCGUCGGUAUGAGCACUGUCCCUGAGGUCCUCGCGGUGCGCGAGGAGGGCGUAGAGGUGCUCGUUCUCAGCCUUGUCACCAACGCCGUCGUGAUCCCGGACCGCUAUCGCAGUAUCAAGGAGGAGGUACGUGCCGAGGGGAGGCGUAUCGAGACCCCGGAAUCAGAGGUCGCGUCGCAUGAGGAGGUGCUCGCCGUCGGCAGGCAGAAGGCGGAGGUCAUGAAGAGCCUCGUCGCGUGCGUGAUCGAGCUCAUACCCUCGGAUUGA